ACUUUCUGUGACGUCAUGAAGCCCGGCCUCUGGUUGCUCGCUGCCCACGUCAAUCGCGGGGCGCGUGUCUUGCUGGGACACAGUGGAGGUCUAGCCUUUGGUUUACGGAGCGGUCGGGUGUGUUCUCCGUACAUCCCAAGCCCUCGAGGUACCCGCCGCCCGACCCAAAAGUGGAGCCGACCAGCGCCUCUCGUGGCACCUUCCAGCACCGGAUCGCUCCUCUCUGGGGCGGGACGCGGCCCCACGACUCAGGUCACUAUGAGUGAAACAUCUUUCAACCUAAUAUCAGAAAAAUGUGACAUUCUAUCAAUUCUUCGGGAUCAUCCUGAAAACAGAAUUUACCAGAGGAAAAUCCAGGAACUCAGCAAAAGAUUCUCCACAAUCCGCAAGACCAAAGGGGAUGGCAACUGCUUCUACCGGGCCUUGGGCUAUUCCUACCUGGAGGCGCUGCUGGGCAAGAGCAGGGAGAUCCUCAAGUUCAAAGAGCACGUGCUGCAGACCCCAAAUGACCUUCUGGCUGCUGGCUUUGAGGAGCACAACUUCCAGAACUUCUUUAAUGCUUUUUACAGUGUGGUGGAACUGGUAGAGAAGGACGGCUCAGUGUCCAGCCUGCUCAAAGUGUUCAACGACCAGAGCUUCUCUGACCGCAUCGUGCAGUUCUUGCGCCUGCUCACAUCAGCCUUCAUCAGGAACCGCGCUGACUUCUUCCGACACUUCGUCGAUGAGGAGAUGGAUAUCAAGGAUUUCUGCACUCAUGAAGUGGAGCCCAUGGCCAUGGAGUGUGACCACAUCCAGAUCACAGCCCUGUCCCAGGCGCUGAACAUCGCCCUGCAGGUGGAGUACGUGGACGAGAUGGAUACCGCCUUGAACCACCAUGUGUUCCCUGAGGCUGCCAUCCCUUCCGUUUACCUGCUCUAUAAAACAUCCCACUACAACAUCCUCUAUGCAGCUGAUAAACACUGAUUCACUUUAGGCCAUGCAGUGGAACCUAUCACCUAACGGAACUGCAUUCUAAAUGGAACAUUCCAGCUUUUCUAUUUUUUAAGUGAUUUAGGUUAUAACUAGAAAAUGUACAGCUUUUUGGGCAAAGCCACUGGAAACAAGCCUUGCCCUUUCCGGACUUUGGUAACUUGGUGGUAUUUUUUAGUAUUUAUUUUGAUGGAGGGUCAAAUGCCUUCUAAUUUUGGGCCAGGAAGCCCGGUCCCCCUGGCUGUGCACCCCAGUUCCUUCACCUAUCCUCACUGGACCUGUUUCCUCAUCUGGAGGAGGAUCCUAUUAUAUGGAAAUGGGGAUCUCUGGUUUCUCCUCACCAGGGGCACUGCCCCUCCUCUGCAGGGGUAAGAAAGCUCAAGGCCAGCUGUCUGGAUGAGUGACAGCCCUGUGAAGACGUCCAGCCCAGUCCGAUGUGGCACUGGUCUUUGGUUGGUGUCUCCAUUCACGAUGAGGGCGUCUUCCCACCCCUCGCUUGAGACUUUUAUGCCAAAGUCCAGAGAAGGACCUUAGCCUUCAGCAUGAAGAAAGCUCAGGUUGCUGGGGACCCCUCUACCUCUCAGGGCCAGAAGAGCCUGACUUUAGGGCUCUGCUGCCUGCUGUCAGCCCCACCUGGAUAAAAGUUUGCAGAGACCAGAGCCUAUACCAUGUGCUCCUGUCCUGCCCCCACAGAGCAGAGGCGUGGUCUAGGCACUGGGCUGGAGAGAGGCCUGUGAGAGGUCUGUGCAGCGGUGGCUGUCUCAGAUUUUUCCUUCCUGUCCUGCUACUCUUUGUGGCCUGGCAAGGGUAUAGGGGACAAAGAGCAGAGACAAGCCGUGGAAAUUGGCAGUGGGUGAGAUUUCCAUCGGUGACAACUGCCUGGCCACGCUUCCUCAUUCAUCCACCUGCACAGGUCCCUUCUCUGGCCUUGCCUAUGCAGGUUGGCAUCCAAGAUGGCCUUGACGGGGAACCAGACACGGCCUGGGCUGAAGUGCUUCCAGCCACCUCUUUCCUCCACAGGAGCGCAGGGAGAAUGCCAGGUGUGGACGUCCUUGGGGUCCCUUCUGUAACCAAAGGCCACCUUCUCACCAGUUUCGUUCUGCAGGGAUUUCUGAAUCUGUUGGUGCUGUGAUGUAAGUCUGCACCGAAGUGGGUAGCAGACUCCAGGUCUUACUGACACAAAUCUACCUUGGUGAAAGCCAAUAGCACUGUCAGGGUGGUUCACUUCUAGGCAGGCACCCUGGUUCCCACACUGCCCUCAGCUGGCAUUUGGGUCUGAGGGCACACAUUUUUCUACAGGGAUGUAACCUGACCCUCACCUCAGAAUUUAUUCAUUGUCCCAUCCUGCUCGGGGCAGGAAGGUUGAGGUCUGGACACGUCUCCAGGGCACCCACUUCCAAAGAGAAGAGCAUGAGCACACAGGGCACUGACCGAUGCCCUCCCUGGGCCCUCUGAGGCAGCAAGGUGGGUCCUGCGCCCUGCAGCAGGGCUCUGAGACUGGGCGCCCUCCUCUGCGUCUGUAACUGUGGUUCUCUGGCGGAGCUACAGGAGGUGCUAUCUCGGCAGCACACCCACACAGGACCACCUCCCAGGAGAGGUGGGUCCAGAAAGGCCCUGCCAUGUUCCUUCAUCCUCAUGCCCGCUGCUUUUCUCCUUUUUGCACAAAACUGCUGACCAAAUCCAAGUCCUGCCUUUAUUCCAUGUGUGCCUUCAGACCGUCUCUGAGGGGAGGCAGUGUGGAGGAAGAGUGGCAGGACGGAGGAGCUUGCUGAAUAAAACCAGGCAUGGUGCAGUUCCGUGUCCAGCGGCCCGCCAUGCUGGUGCCGCCACUUCCUGGGUAACUGCCCACACGCCACAACCCAACUCUUUGCAGACCAAAGGCUCUAAGGGCUUGUCUUUACAACUGCCUGUAUAUUACUUUCUUUCCAAAGGAAACAAGCCCUGGAAAAUAUUGAGCAACAGGAAGAGCAGUGUCCUUUCUUUGGCCUGGGUUCCGUUUUUAAGCACAACAAACGGACUCUGGAGUCAAACAUCCAGGCUCAAAUCUCAACUUUGCCAUUAGCUGUGUGACCCUGGCUAAGUUACUUUGCCUCUCGGAGCUUCAAUCACCACGUGUGGAACAGAGACACGCUAAGGCUCAUUGCUUCAAAUGGAGUGAGACUGUGGUGAAGACAACCGUUAACACCCGACAGUUUGUAAGUGCUCUGCACACGGAAUGCCCCCCAACCCACCAUUCCUGAUGGGCAGCAGUGCCACCUCGGUACUGUGGCCCAAAUGUGGGAUCACCAGGGGAUUUCCUUUAUGGGGGUGGUGGCAGAGUCAGACACAUCACCACCCUGAGCAGAAACAGGGCAGGGGCUGUGGUUCAGUGGGCAUUUGCUGCCCUGAGCAGUAGAUGAGGUUUCCUGGCAUUAAAAUGGUUUCCAUGA
Molecule: messenger RNA, 3398 nt
Organism: Fukomys damarensis (Damara mole-rat)
Lineage: Eukaryota; Metazoa; Chordata; Mammalia; Rodentia; Bathyergidae
Gene: Otub2
Product: OTU deubiquitinase, ubiquitin aldehyde binding 2
Exons: 6
Coding region: 16-963 (315 amino acids)
Biological process (GO): negative regulation of double-strand break repair; protein K48-linked deubiquitination
Cellular component (GO): nucleus
Molecular function (GO): ubiquitin binding; cysteine-type deubiquitinase activity
Source: RefSeq, a predicted model, not a curated record